Molecule: messenger RNA, 1362 nt
Organism: Cokeromyces recurvatus
Lineage: Eukaryota; Fungi; Mucoromycota; Mucoromycetes; Mucorales; Mucoraceae
Product: origin recognition complex subunit 4 C-terminus-domain-containing protein
Exons: 5
Coding region: 1-1362 (453 amino acids)
Biological process (GO): DNA replication initiation; DNA replication
Cellular component (GO): nucleus; nuclear origin of replication recognition complex
Molecular function (GO): DNA replication origin binding; ATP hydrolysis activity
Source: RefSeq, a predicted model, not a curated record
AUGAAGCUACAUGUAAAGCAAGAAUGUAUCUUCUCCUUUAACGCCAGUUACCUGUAUUGGAUUUGUAUCAUGUGUAUUGAUGGUGAAAGCAUUUUACUAGCCAACAAAAAAGAUUUUGAUGUUCGUAGAGUGCAAGCUUUAUUAUUAAAUCGAUUAAAUGGCAUUGAAUUACCUCCUCGACUUCAUGGACUUGAUAAUGAAUACAACACUUUAUAUAAAUUACUUAAACAAACAAUAACAGCUGGUGAAAGCAAUUCAUGUCUGUUAAUCGGCAAUAGAGGUACUGGUAAAACUGCUCUGGUUCGUACAGUCCUAAGAGAUUUACAAAAAUCGUAUAAAGAAUUUUGCAUUGUUCGAUUGAAUGGACUAACAGAAACAAAUGAUCGACUUGCUUUAAAUGAAAUUGCACGUCAAUUAGUUAAAGAGCAAAAAGAACAUGCAGAACAUACUUUUACUUCAUUUGCUGAUUCCUUUGAUUAUCUUCUUUCACUUUUAAAAUCAGGUGAUAAAGCAUCCUUACCUGUGAUAUUUAUAUUAGAUGAAUUUGAUUUGUUUGCUCAACAUCCAAAGCAAGCUUUGCUUUAUAAUUUAUUUGAUGCUGCUCAAAGUGCACAGAACCCAAUGGCCGUUAUUGGACUCACUUGUCGACUAGAUACCCUUGAUUUAUUAGAGAAACGUGUCAAGUCUCGUUUUUCACAUCGACAAAUCUAUUUAUUUCCUUCAUCAAACUUUGGUCAGUUUUUGGAAAUAGCGAAAGGAACGUUGGAAUUACCUGAGAAUUAUCCUUCUAGUACAGAAUUCAAUCGAUCGUUGGAAGAGUUAUUUCAACAUCCUACACUUAACAGUAUUUUAAGACGUAUCUUUGAUAUUUCAAAGGACAUUCGCAUGUUUCAUAAGAUUUGUUUUCCAGCUGUCUACAAGUUGCGUCCUGAAGCGCCUUAUUUAGAUUUAGAAGAAUUUCUUGAAUCGAGUCUAAUACAGCGUGCUGAUUCUAAAACAGAAAUAUUAAAGGGAAUUGCAUUACUAGAACUUAUUUUAAUCAUUAGUAUGAAAAAGUUAAUGGAAAAGGAUAUCACAACUUUUAAUUUUCAAAUGGUUUACGACGAAUAUAAAGAUUUUAUGAAUCAAACACAGAUCAACGGUAUGGGGAUUGGCAUGAAGCUAUAUAAGAAAGCUGUAGCAUUAAAAGCUUUCGAAAAUUUACAGAUGUUUGAAUUAGUGUGUCCUGUUGACAUUGCAGGAAAAUGUCCAAAAGAAUAUCGCAUGACAAAGCUAAUGUUAGAACAAGCACAAGUUACUGAAGCAGUUUUAAAAUAUAAUUGUUCUCAAAUAGUUAAAAAAUGGGCAACAGGUGCUGCAUAA